Messenger RNA from Bombus pascuorum, 1439 nucleotides. Its product is annotated as odorant receptor 83a-like. NCBI's taxonomy places the organism in Eukaryota, Metazoa, Arthropoda, Insecta, Hymenoptera, Apidae. The transcript is spliced from 6 exons. Gene Ontology annotation, biological process: sensory perception of smell; detection of chemical stimulus involved in sensory perception of smell. Gene Ontology annotation, cellular component: plasma membrane. The coding region runs from base 135 to 1370 and encodes 411 amino acids. Gene Ontology annotation, molecular function: odorant binding; olfactory receptor activity. The record is from RefSeq and is a predicted model, not a curated record.
UCUCUACAUUCAUGAGUAAUAAUCGAUUAUGAAGUACUACGAGAAAUGCACGCACGCGAUAUCAUGAGCGCAAGCUCAAUGUCCUUACAAUCGAUGCACCUGAACUAUCGUAAACAGUCGUUUUCCACCUGGCCAUGAAUAUGCACCUCUCCGUCCGAUAUCGGCCCGAUCAACCGCGGAAUCCAAAAUACGAGGAAGAUAUCAUUUACGUGACGAAACAUAACAAAUGGGUUCUAAAUUCCAUCGGAAUGUGGCCCGCUGUACUAGAUGGCAUUGGCAAAUUUGUACCAAAAAUUGUGAUUGGACUCAGUAAUUUCGUGUCGUUCUUCAGCGUAGUGCAGUGUGUGCUACACAUUAUAUUAGAAGAAAAAGAUCCUUUACUAAGACUAAGGCUCUUAGGAUUGGCUUGCUAUUCUUCAACCAACUUGAUGAAAUAUUGGGCUCUGAUACUGCGCAAACCAAACAUUGAAUACUGCAUCAAAGAGAUACAGGCAGAUUGGAAGCAGGUAGAAUUCCCAAAAAAUCGCCUGUUAAUGCUAAAAUACGGAAAAAUCGGACGAGAUCUCACCAUAUACAGUGCCGCAUUCAUGUAUACCGCACUCGUGUGCUACAUUACAAUCAUGCAAUAUGCAAUGGGAAUGAGCCUGAAGGAAAAUAAUCGUACAAUCAGGGUGUUAGUAUACCCUACAUAUAGUGGAUUUUUUGAUGCUCAAAAAAGCCCCAUCUACGAAAUUGUGUACGUUCUCCAAUGCAUGUGCACAUUUGUAUUCAACUCUGUGACAGUUGGGUGUUGUGCUUUGGCUGCUCUUUUUGCAACACAUGCCUGUGGACAGCUUGAUGUCGUUGUAUCUCAGUUAAAUGAUCUGGCCGAUGGAAAAUUCGCCAAGAAAAAUUCUAAUCCAAGCACUCGAUUGGUAGAAAUCGUAAAACAUCACAUAAAAAUUUUAAAAUUUUCUGCGAUGAUUGAGUCGGUUCUGCAGGAAGUGUGCUUUUUCGAAUUCGUUGGUUCCACGUUUGUAAUAUGCUUGCUCGAAUACUAUUGUAUAACGGAUUGGCAACAGAAUAAUAAAAUUGGUUUGACAACAUACUCGAUGCUACUAGUAUCCUUGACGUUCAAUAUGUUCUUAUUAUGCUACAUUGGCAAUCUUCUACUAGAAAAGAGUACUGAUAUUGGUAUAUCUUGCUAUAUGAUUGACUGGUACCGCUUACCAGUCAAAACAGUUCAAGAUCUUAUGUUAAUCAUUGCUAUGUCGAACACUCCAGUGAAAAUUAGCGCCGGCAGAAUGUUUCUUUUAUCCUUGCCUACUUUCGGAAAUAUUUUAAAGACAUCAUUCGCGUACUUAAACUUUAUCAGGAAUACUCUUAUGUAGCAAUUUAAUGAUUAUUCCGUUAUUUUCAUAAUCCAAGUGUAAUAUUAAAUAAAGAAAUUUGUUGUAAUA